This is a messenger RNA of Abrus precatorius (Indian licorice), 720 nucleotides long. RefSeq lists its product as uncharacterized. Bases 137 to 427 code for a protein of 96 amino acids. The transcript is spliced from 2 exons. NCBI's taxonomy places the organism in Eukaryota, Viridiplantae, Streptophyta, Magnoliopsida, Fabales, Fabaceae. The record is from RefSeq and is a predicted model, not a curated record.
AAUAAAUAAAAAAAGUGGGCUAGAUAGACACGAACGAAACGAGCAAGGGUUUUCAGACUCGCGUGUUCGCAAGAAGAAACAAAUUUACAAGCGAAUAGGGAAAACAGUGCAAUUUGAAUCUAAUCUGUGUUUAUCAAUGGCCUUCAACAACGCACUAAGAUCUACUGCAAAGCUAAUUACUUCUUCCGAAUCCUCCCUUUCUAUGUCAGUGAGCAGAAGUUUUCAUUCAACUGGCAUUAAGAGGAUGGGAGGUGGACAUGCCCAUGAUGAGCCAUAUUAUAUUCAUGCUAAGCACAUGUACAACUUGGACAGGAUGAAGCAUCAGAAGUUGAAAAUGUCCCUUGCUGUGUUCACUGCUUUCAGCAUUGGUGUUGCAGUUCCUGUGUACGCUGUCAUUUUCCAGCAAAAGAAGACAGCUUCUGCCUAGUUCAUCUUUUGCUUCAUUUGCAACAAUAAGGUGGAUUUGGGGAUCCUAGACUAGCGUAUUGAUUUUGGUGAUUAUUAUUGCUUUGAACUUUGCUUUUGUUUAACCUUCUAUAUGGAUUUUCCAUAUAUGUCUGAUAAUAAUCAUUUUUCUCUGUACUACCAAAUACUUGUGCUUGGACAUUUACAUGUCUUCCACAUCUGUUUCCUGCGGUUCCUCAAUAGUUCGAUAAUUUGGUUAAUGCAUAUUUACAAUCAGCACUAAUUUGUACCUUUCUAUAUUAAUAUAAAGAAUGU